AGCAAGACGGGGUAUAGGGUCCAAAUGCGAACAAGACAGAGGGAAUGGCGGGAAGACGUGAAAUCUUGAACAGUUGGACGUGGUGGUGGACGUGAAGCAGGACGUCGGGUCGGGGAAACGCCGCGGGUGACGCCGAUACGCGCCUGGCCUUACACAUGCCGUAAUUGAAUGGCGCAUCAUAUAAGUUCGAAUGGAAGAGGACUUUCUCUCUCUCCCACCGUCCGCGCGAUAUCCCUUCUUACCCUCUACCCUCACGUCCUACCCACCGUCUUCGACGGCAUCUCACUUCUCCUUCUCCUAUCCUUUAACGUUAACGUCAGUCAUGUCCGGCCCUGAGUUCCACGAGGCCACGUUGAAAUGGCCCCAUCCUGAAGCCAACGAUGUAGUUGUGACAGGCGAAUUCGAUGGUUGGUCGCAGACCAUUCAUCUUACGCGCACAAAGUCGGGUUUUGAAGCAGCGGUAAAGAUUCCUUGGGGGCGGAAGAUCGCCUACAAGUACAUUGUUGAUGGUCGAUGGACGACUACCGAUACUCAACCCACCGAGCUUGACCCAAUAGGCAACAUCAACAAUGUUUAUACCGCCCCCGCCCGUCCUGAACAGCCAAAAGGUACGACGCCAGUGGAGACACCACCAACGAAGCAACCGACAGCGACUGAGCCUUCUAAGAAGAAGGCUGAUCAACAAGAGGGUCCCCAACCCAGCGAGCCAAAGGUUGUUCCUGGUGUAGCUCCUGAAGCUGUCCUUCCUCCGCCAGUGCCAGUACAACCCCUAAUCACUAACCUGCCUCCUGCGGCAACUGCUGAGAUCGCGCCACCAAUCGAAGGUAUCUCAACGCAUGGCCCAGGGGUGAAUGGUGCAUCCCACCCACCUACUGCAGAUGUUGCUGCAGCCGUUCCGCUUCCACCGCCCACUCCAGCCGAAGCACCAUUAUCAACCACACCAGCCACCAAUGGUAAGACGGGAAAAACAGCUGAGACCUCAUCUACGACAUCCACGCCGAGUAAGGACAAGCGAAUGCCAUUCCCAAGUUUGGGUCGGCAUCAUCGCAAGUCGACGUCUUCUGCUGACGUUUCGGAGCAUGGCGAGAGUACUGGAAGUCCGAAGAGCACCGUCUCCACUCGCUUGGGUGUCAAAAAGAAGCGUACCAGCAGCUUCUUCGGUAAGCUGAAGGACAUAUUCCAACAUGACAGUAACGACAAGGAGAAGGUGGAGGAGAAGAAGUGAUGUGCCUUGUCACUUGUUAUGAUUGUCGCAUGUCCUUUCAUGAUUAGUACGAUGUGUCACGAGUAAGUAAUGAUCCCUUUUUUUCACACAUAGAGGUUUCGCUGUUAGUUUUAGUCCUCGAUGCUUUCCCCACGGUCUUUUGUUUACCUUCCAUUUUGCUCUUCCGGAUUGCUUUGACUGGUUUCUCUUCCUUUCCUGUUGUUGAUCUUCCAUAUUCUCUUGUAUACUUAGUUAGUCUGAUGCUUGCUGUGACGGAUUUCCUUGCGCUGAUUGUCCUUGACUUUUGACUCCUGAGAUUGCUCGAGCCGGCCAACCAUCUCUACCUGCGAAGUCAUGUAAGGUCCUCCAAAUAUGGCAACUGCUUCCCUUUGAGCGUCUCGACGAUGCUAC
This is a messenger RNA of Somion occarium, 1615 nucleotides long. NCBI's taxonomy places the organism in Eukaryota, Fungi, Basidiomycota, Agaricomycetes, Polyporales, Cerrenaceae. The record is from the annotation of a GenBank genome assembly.